CGCUCGCCCGCAUCCGCAUGACGCGCACGGGAAGCGGCCGAGGCGAGCGAACGCGAGACGAUCGAGUCGGAGGCGAAGAGGAAGAGGAGCGAUCGAUCGAUCAAGCGCGAGGGGGAGUGGGAGCGGCGGCGGGGGAAAUGGUCGCGGCGGAGGCGGCGGCGGCGCCGGCUCCACCGCAUGACGCCGUCGCGGCGGUGGCGGUGGGGAUGGUGGGGGCGGCGGGGACGGUGGACGAGCAGAAGGCGGCCGGGGUGGGGAUCCUGCUGCAGAUAUCGAUGCUGGUGGUCUCCUUCGUGCUCGGCCACGUCCUCCGCCGCCGCAAGGUCUACUACAUCCCCGAGGCCAGCGCCUCCCUCCUCAUCGGGAUGAUUGUUGGCGGCCUUGCUAAGAUAUCAAACACUCAAAGAAGUAUUAGGAGAUGGUUCAAUUUUCGGGAGGACUUCUUCCUUCUUUUCUUACUUCCUCCAAUUAUAUUUCAGUCUGGAUUCAGCUUAGCACCAAAACCAUUCUUUUCAAAUUUUGGUGCCAUUAUAACAUUUGCAAUCUUGGGAACCUUCAUUGCUUCUAUUGUCACUGGUCUUUUAGUAUACGUUGGUGGGUUAAUAUACAUUGUCUAUAAGUUGCCUCUGGUUGAGUGCAUGAUGUUUGGUGCUCUGGUGUCAGCAACUGAUCCUGUUACUGUACUGUCCAUAUUUCAGGAACUUGGCACUGAUGUGAACCUCUAUGCGCUGGUUUUUGGAGAAUCAGUUCUCAAUGAUGCUGUGGCUAUAUCCUUGUAUAGGAGUAUGGCUUCACUGAGAACAAGUUCUUCUGGACAGAACUAUUUUCUAGCUAUCCUUAAGUUUCUUGAGAAUUUUGUUGGUUCAAUGUCAUCAGGUGUUGGGGUUGGAUUCAUUUCUGCCCUCCUCUUCAAGUAUGCAGCUCUAGGUGUUGAGAACCUUCAUAAUCUGGAGAGUUGCUUGUUUGUCCUUUUCCCUUACUUCUCGUACAUGCUAGCUGAAGGCUUUGGUUUGUCUGGUAUUGUCUCUAUUCUGUUUACUGGAAUUGUUAUGAAGAGAUACACCUUCUAUAACUUAUCAGAAGAUUCUCAGCGUUUUACAGCUCGUUUUUUCCAUCUACUUUCAUCACUAGCAGAGGCUUUCGUGUUCAUAUACAUGGGAUUUGAUAUUGCGAUGGAGCGUCAAAGCUGGUCACAUAUUGGAUUCAUUUUUUUCUCAGUUGUAUCCUUCGCAUUGAUUACACACCAACUCUUACCCAUGCUUGUUACGAAUACAAUAAUUUCUUCUUGUUUCCUUAAUUUUUUUCCCUUUUGCUUAUGCAUCCAGAUCUUUAUAUUACUUGCAAGGGCCGCAAAUGUCUUCUCUUGUGCAUAUAUAUUAAAUUUGGCACGACCGGUGCACUGCCAAAUACCUAGGCAGUAUCAGCUGGCACUCUGGUAUAGUGGUCUUAGGGGGGCAAUGGCUUUUGCCCUUGCACUUCAGUCUAUUCAUGAUCUUCCUGAAGGACAUGGCGAGACAAUUUUCACCGCUACCACAUCUAUUGUUGUUCUAACUGUGCUUCUAAUUGGAGGCUCAACUGGAACAAUGCUUGAAUCCCUGCAAGUAGUUGGGGAUAGUAAUCGCUAUCGCCAUCCAUAUGAGCAUAACUUUGAUGGGAACAAUGCUGGCUACCCUGGGCAACGUUACGGGGAAGAAACAUCAACAUCAAGCAAUUUCACAAUGAAACUCAAAGAGCUCCAGAGAAGCACCUCUUCUUUCGCUUUACUGGACAAGCAUUACCUUACUCCCAUUUUUACCUCUCAAAACGAGGACGAUAACAGUGACGGCGAUGAGGAUAUUAUCAAUGAAUCAUUGAGGAAUGAGGAUAUGUAGAGGUCCUGCAGAUUUGGAGGAUCAUGAACUCAUGAUUAUUGAAUGCAAACAUGACGCACGAAAAUUUUUCAAGAGCUGCGCAUUCCAAUCAAGAGCAAAUGUUUGAGCCAUCAGCCAUGUAUACGUCACACACUAGGAUAGUUCGACAUGUAUGUAAGUAAAGAGGAUCAUAGGUGGGAAUGUAAGAUUCGCUAGGUUAUCUGCUUUCUUUAACGAUGAAGUUUGAUGAAGGCACUUUUGCUCUAAUCCUAUUUUUGAUCUGUUGCCAUGCAUCUUCAUGGAGUUCAGUGAUGAAACUUGACA
Messenger RNA from Oryza sativa Japonica Group (Japanese rice), 2174 nucleotides. RefSeq names its product sodium/hydrogen exchanger 6. Gene Ontology annotation, cellular component: plasma membrane; endosome. Lineage: Eukaryota; Viridiplantae; Streptophyta; Magnoliopsida; Poales; Poaceae. Gene Ontology annotation, molecular function: sodium:proton antiporter activity; potassium:proton antiporter activity. The record is from RefSeq and is a predicted model, not a curated record. Gene Ontology annotation, biological process: potassium ion transmembrane transport; regulation of intracellular pH; sodium ion import across plasma membrane.